Lecanosticta acicola is the source of this 1203-nucleotide messenger RNA. The record is from the annotation of a GenBank genome assembly. NCBI's taxonomy places the organism in Eukaryota, Fungi, Ascomycota, Dothideomycetes, Mycosphaerellales, Mycosphaerellaceae.
AUGCACGCGUUCUUUCGCAAGCGGAAGGGAGGCAAGCGACAAGAAACUGACGAGAGCAAACAGGCACCCGCAAAAACACCACAAACACCAUCGCCAAAGAAGCAUAACAACCUAAGCGACAUACCGGCUCCGCCCGCCGGCUUUACUGAAGCAUCUCAAGAUCCACAGCUGCAUACUUCGCACUCGCACAAAGCUUUACACGGUUACAAAGACGGCUCGCCAGAAGCCGCCGCCAUUGGCACUGCAAUCACUACAUCUGAGCGCAUACCCCUUUACAAGCAACAAGUUACCCGCGACGACCACCAUUGGCCGCUACGCCCAGACCCUUUUAACAAGCCUCUGCCACUCCUGCGCGGCAAAGCCAGCGAUUUCCAAGAGGAGCUCCAGAACGAGCCAAGCUUUUUUGACGACCGCAACUACAUUGAAGAAGAAGAGGAGGAGGAGGAGGAGGAGACAGUCAGAUCUUUCAGCAGCACACCAGAACUCGCCACCGCACAAGCCGUCCGCAUCGAACGCGUCAACGGUGUCGACAUCAAAUUCAACAUGGUCUCUCCUAGCGACUCCAACAUGAAUCUCAACAAGCUCAAAGAGAACGAGGACAGCACCCGCGCCGGUACCGGCAGCAGCUCUCAGCGCGCAAGCCGCUCGCGCACGCGCCGUCAGGAGCGCCUCGAAAAGAACGGCAUCGAGUCCAAAGACUUCGCCGAGAUGCCCGAGGAGUCCAUCGAGGCGCCGCCAGGCCUGAACAUCCGCAAAGUCGAAGCCUCGCGCACGCCCUCCCCACGCACUCGCCUCCCACACGAGGACGUCGAAGCGCAACCGCCACCACCGCGCUCCUCCUCUCGAGCCAAGAUCGACGACGACGUCCGCCCAUUCAUCGAUGCACCCAAGGGCAAGUUCGGCACGCGCACGCCAGCCGGCGGCACGCCACCGGUCACGUCUCCCUCUUCAAGCAAGCCGCCACUCAUCAAGUUCGCCAGAAACAAGGGCAAGAACAAGGCCACCUCUCCGCCACCACCACCACCACCACCUCCUCCCUCCACUGAGGACGAGACGACGUGGAAGCCCUACGACUACGAGACCGUCUCCUUCCGCCCGCCGCUUCACGACUUCACCAAGCAUCCGGGCCAACAGUGGGAGUCGGAGCUGCUGAACACCAGUCGUCCGGCUAUGGCUUGGGGGUGCGUAACCAUCCAUCGAUGA